AUGGCACUCAACAAAGUGUUCUGUUCAUUCUGGCUCUUUGGAUUGCUAAAUAAUGUUCUUUAUGUGGUGAUUCUUUCAGCUGCUGUGGAUCUUGUAGGUCCUUUGGUGCCUAAAGCUACUGUUCUUUUAGCAGACAUUCUACCAGCGUUUUUAAUCAAGGUAUCAGCUCCAUUCUUUAUCCAUUUUAUUGCAUAUCCUCAUAGAAUUGCAUCAUUGAUAGUUCUGAGUGUUUCUGGAAUGCUUUUGGUGACAUUUGGUACGCUUCAAUUCAAAAUAUUUGGCAUAAUCAUGGCUUCAUUAAGUUCGGGAUUGGGAGAGAUAACAUUUCUACAAUUGACCCAUUUCUAUGAAGAAAAUGGUCUUAACGGUUGGAGCUCAGGAACUGGUGGUGCUGGCUUGAUUGGUAGUGGAUUUUAUUUGUUGUUAACUACAAUUUUGGGAAUUAGGGUUCAGUCUUCAUUACUCUUGUUUAGUAUCUUCCCGUUAGGGUUUUUAUACUAUUUCAGAUUACCACCAGUUCAUACUUAUGAAACAAUUCACGAACGAAACAUCACAGAUUUGGAGAAUCAACCAAACAAAUUUAAUCUGGCCACCCAUGUAUCUGAAACUAUUGCUAGGUUGAAAAAGCUCAUUGUCCCAUUCAUGAUUCCUUUAUCAACAGUUUACUUGUCAGAAUAUUUGAUUAAUCAAUCAGUCUCACCAACGUUGCUAUUUCCAUUAGAGGAAUUACCAUUCAGCAAGUUUAGAGAUGUUUAUGUUGCUUAUGGAACUUUGUAUCAAUUAGGUGUUUUCAUUUCAAGAUCUUCAGCAUCAAUAGUCAGAAUAAGAUAUCUGUUCAUCCCAUCAAUCCUACAAUCAUUCAACUUGAUAUUGUUGAUCUUGCAAUCCCUUUAUUAUUUCAUUCCUAAUGUCUAUAUAAUAAUGUUGCUGGUGUUUUAUGAAGGAUUAUUAGGAGGUGCAGCUUAUGUCAAUACCUUUAUGCUAAUAAUCGACACCAUUCCAGAAAUUGACCGAGAGUUUUCACUUGGAGCAACGUCAAUGAGUGAUUCUGGAGGUAUAGUGGUAUCUGCAUUGAUUGGGCUUUGGUUAGAACCAAGCCUUUGUAAUUAUCAAGUAGAUCACGGAAGAGACUGGUGCAAGCUUGAAUGA
Hansenula anomala is the source of this 1149-nucleotide messenger RNA. RefSeq names its product amino acid transporter YHC3 (gene YHC3). Gene Ontology annotation, biological process: regulation of intracellular pH. Gene Ontology annotation, cellular component: vacuole; membrane. The transcript has a single exon. The coding region runs from base 1 to 1149 and encodes 382 amino acids. The record is from RefSeq and is a predicted model, not a curated record. Lineage: Eukaryota; Fungi; Ascomycota; Saccharomycetes; Phaffomycetales; Wickerhamomycetaceae.